UCAAUUGGCUUUGUCGACCUCCCACUCCCAUUUCGAGCUCGCAACAAUGGCGGCGGCGACACGACGCGCCCUCUCCUCCCUCAUCUCCCGAACCCUAGCCUCCUCCUCCUCACCCAUUCGCUCCCCUUUCUCCUCCUCUCACCUCCUCCCUCUCCGCCUCUCCGCCGCAGCCGCCGCGGCCGCUGCCGAUCGCCUCUCCCUUGCCGCCGCACCAUGGGCCGUCCCAGCUCGGACGAAGACGACCUCGGGAUCGGGAUACUCUCCGCUCAACGAUCCUUCUCCUAACUGGAGCAAUCGCCCCCCGAAGGAGACGAUCCUCCUCGACGGGUGCGAUUACGAGCACUGGCUCAUCGUCAUGGAGUUCCCGCAAGACUCUAAACCCUCGGAGGAGGAGAUGGUCGCCGCCUAUGUCAAAACCCUAGCUGCAGUUGUUGGGAGUGAGGAGGAGGCGAAGAAGAAGAUAUACUCAGUGUGCACGACGACGUACACGGGCUUCGGCGCGCUGAUCUCGGAAGAGCUCUCGUACAAAGUUAAAGGACUCCCUGGUGUACUGUGGGUGUUGCCUGAUUCUUACUUAGAUGUUCCCAACAAAGACUAUGGAGGAGAUCUUUUCAUUGAUGGAAAGGUUAUCCAUAGACCACAGUUUCGGUUCAAUGAGAGGCAGACAACAAGGAAUAGGCCUCGCCCUCGGCAUGACAGGCGGCGUGAAACCAUGCAAGUUGAGAGGAGAGAACCAAUGCAGAGAGGUUCAUGGGCUCAAGAGCAGAGAGCUCCAGAUUCGCAGCAAGGGUAUCAAAGUGGACCACCAAGAGAAGGGAAAUAAGGUUUUCUUAAUGUUUUCUUUUAUAGUUUUAUCUGAUAUUGGAAUUUUCGCAAGCAAGUUAUUUUUGUUAUUCUACCAAAUGAAGCUUGUUAAACGGAUAACUAGGUACUGAAGUUUCUAAUCUUAUGUAAGUAAAUUCUUGUUGUCUUUGUUUCAACUACAACACUAUGAGUAGGUUAUAAUCGUUUGUGUGGCCCUGUUUUAUGAACAGAAACACUCUUGAGUUGCUAAGCUGUAUUUUAUUAUUUUAGUUUUUUACUUUUAGUACCUGAUUAA
Molecule: messenger RNA, 1099 nt
Organism: Ananas comosus (pineapple)
Lineage: Eukaryota; Viridiplantae; Streptophyta; Magnoliopsida; Poales; Bromeliaceae
Product: multiple organellar RNA editing factor 3, mitochondrial
Exons: 4
Coding region: 47-823 (258 amino acids)
Biological process (GO): cytidine to uridine editing; mitochondrial mRNA modification
Cellular component (GO): mitochondrion
Source: RefSeq, a predicted model, not a curated record